Molecule: messenger RNA, 1635 nt
Organism: Loxodonta africana (African savanna elephant)
Lineage: Eukaryota; Metazoa; Chordata; Mammalia; Proboscidea; Elephantidae
Gene: PSMC4
Product: proteasome 26S subunit, ATPase 4
Exons: 11
Coding region: 188-1501 (437 amino acids)
Biological process (GO): proteasome-mediated ubiquitin-dependent protein catabolic process
Cellular component (GO): proteasome regulatory particle, base subcomplex
Molecular function (GO): ATP binding; ATP hydrolysis activity; proteasome-activating activity
Source: RefSeq, a predicted model, not a curated record
CCGGGCUCGCGGGGAUAGGGCGAAGGCGGGCCUGAGUGGAGGUCCGCGUGACUUCGAGGAUCCCGGCCCGGGUCUGGGUGACUUCAGAGGCCUCGGUGGAGAGCCUUGUGUCUUCCGGAGGCCUGUCUGGGGAGCCGAGUGGUGGUAGGAGGGCGGCGAGGCUCAGAAGGCGGCGCUGGAGGAUUGAAUGACGGCAGAGGUUCUUUGGAGACUGAAUGAUUACGAGACCUGGCUGGGAAGCUUAGUGAGAUCGGGGGCUCGGCGGGAGUCGGGUUGGGUGGAUGAGAUCCCAGCACUGUCUGUAUCCCGGCCCCAGACUGGCCUGUCCUUCCUGGGGCCUGAGCCUGAGGACCUGGAGGACUUGUACAGCCGCUACAAGAAGCUGCAGCAAGAGCUGGAGUUCCUGGAGGUGCAAGAGGAGUACAUCAAGGAUGAGCAAAAGAAUCUGAAGAAGGAAUUCCUCCACGCCCAGGAGGAGGUGAAGCGAAUCCAGAGCAUCCCCCUGGUCAUCGGGCAGUUUCUGGAAGCUGUGGAUCAGAAUACAGCCAUCGUGGGCUCCACCACAGGCUCCAACUACUACGUGCGCAUCCUGAGCACCAUCGACCGGGAGCUGCUCAAGCCCAACGCCUCAGUGGCCCUCCACAAGCACAGCAAUGCCCUGGUGGACGUGCUGCCUCCCGAGGCCGACAGCAGCAUCAUGAUGCUUACCUCAGACCAGAAGCCAGACGUGAUGUAUGCAGACAUUGGGGGCAUGGACAUCCAGAAGCAGGAAGUGCGUGAGGCUGUGGAGCUCCCGCUCACCCACUUCGAGCUCUACAAGCAGAUAGGCAUUGAUCCUCCUCGAGGUGUCCUCAUGUAUGGCCCACCCGGCUGUGGGAAGACCAUGUUGGCAAAGGCUGUGGCGCAUCACACGACAGCCGCAUUUAUCCGGGUCGUGGGCUCAGAGUUUGUACAGAAGUACCUGGGCGAGGGCCCUCGCAUGGUCCGAGAUGUGUUCCGCCUGGCCAAGGAGAACGCACCUGCCAUCAUCUUCAUAGAUGAGAUAGAUGCCAUCGCCACCAAGAGAUUCGAUGCCCAGACGGGGGCUGACAGGGAGGUGCAGCGAAUCCUGCUAGAGCUGCUGAACCAAAUGGACGGAUUUGACCAGAACGUCAAUGUCAAGGUGAUCAUGGCCACAAACAGAGCAGACACCCUGGAUCCUGCCCUGCUGCGGCCAGGACGCCUGGACCGUAAAAUUGAAUUCCCGCUCCCUGACCGCCGCCAGAAGAGAUUGAUUUUCUCCACUAUCACCAGCAAGAUGAAUCUCUCUGAGGAGGUUGACUUAGAAGACUAUGUGGCCCGGCCGGAUAAAAUUUCUGGGGCUGAUAUCAACUCCAUCUGUCAGGAGAGUGGAAUGUUGGCCGUCCGAGAGAACCGGUACAUUGUUCUGGCAAAGGACUUCGAGAAAGCAUACAAGACCGUCAUCAAGAAGGAUGAGCAGGAACAUGAGUUUUACAAGUGACCCUCCCCCCACAUUUCCCCUGCUUGCCACAGGGGUCUGGACUUCUCUCACCUCCCCAGGUACCUCGGUCCCAAAACCUGGUCCUUUUCUCUCUUCAUCCAGGAUUGGUUUAUUCAAUAAAUACACACAGUAGA